GAUGCUACGAAAAGCAACUCAGUACAGAGUAUCUCCUCGUUAUGGCGAUGGCACAGCUGAUGAAUGUUGAGGACCCUUCAUCCCAACCACCUGGAGCGAGUUCCUUUGCCGAAUCCAUGAAACGGCUUCCUCCGCUACACCAACUCGGGGAGGAGGGGGUAAUUGCCGUGGAGAUUCUGACUCUUGUUGCAACGUAUUUGCAGUGGUGGGAUCGGAAGCAUGACGCACAUCUAUAUAUUCGUUGCCAUUCUGAACGUGAGCGUUGAAUGACAUUGACGACUGAUCGAAAGAUAGGAUUUGUCAUGCGAUUGGCAAUAGCUUUGGGCUAUGACAAGCCCUCGAAAGAGCAGGAUUCGCAGCUGGCGCGGAUGAGAGACAGUUACGCGCAGAGCUCCCUCGACCAGCGAUUGGGUUCCAAU
This is a messenger RNA of Aspergillus sclerotioniger CBS 115572, 419 nucleotides long. RefSeq lists its product as uncharacterized. The record is from RefSeq and is a predicted model, not a curated record. The transcript is spliced from 2 exons. Lineage: Eukaryota; Fungi; Ascomycota; Eurotiomycetes; Eurotiales; Aspergillaceae. Bases 42 to 266 code for a protein of 74 amino acids.